AUGAAGAGCAGUCCAGCCCAGCGUCUGUUGAAUAGGCGGGCGAGAACCUUGUUGCCAACAACAGCGAAGCUGCUGCAACCUCAAUCCAUUGACAGCGGUACCACGGUAGAGAAACUAGCGGAACGGAAAAGACAACAAGCCAAGUAUUACAACAGGGGAGCUGUCGAUUUGAACCCUUUGGAUGAAGAAUAUGAAGUUAGGAUAAAGCCGUUUCGUUUGGGAAGAAUGGGUGGCUCUGGAGGACAAAUGAGCCCUUCUAAAGAAAUGGGCAGUAAUGAAGCAAGGACAGAAAUGACAUGUUUACCUGCUGCAGAAGAUAACGGUGCUGUACGAAGAUCUGGAAGAGCACGGAAACCUCCGAGCUACCUAAAGGACUUUGUAUUGAAAUAG
Messenger RNA from Paramuricea clavata, 390 nucleotides. NCBI's taxonomy places the organism in Eukaryota, Metazoa, Cnidaria, Anthozoa, Malacalcyonacea, Plexauridae. The record is from the annotation of a GenBank genome assembly.